AUGUCAUAUACUCCAAAUUCAUUCGUCGGUGUUUUAUAUGUUGUCAGCUUUUUAAUGGGUACUUCAUAUGGUGCUCAAAAAGUUAACCACUUCAAAGAUGUUGCCAAAAACAAUUUAAUCGCUGAAAUUAAAACCACAGCAACUGCCGAAAAAUCAAAAUCAUAUCAAGAAGGUUUUGAAGCUGGUAUUAAAUCAACUCAACCAAAAGAAGGUGCCAAAUACAACAGUGAAAUCGAAAGAAUUAUUGGUGAAACCACUGGUACCAACUUUUUCGCCACCAACUAA
This is a messenger RNA of Dictyostelium purpureum, 285 nucleotides long. RefSeq lists its product as uncharacterized. The record is from RefSeq and is a predicted model, not a curated record. The coding region runs from base 1 to 285 and encodes 94 amino acids. The transcript is spliced from 2 exons. NCBI's taxonomy places the organism in Eukaryota, Evosea, Eumycetozoa, Dictyosteliales, Dictyosteliaceae.